AUGCAGAUAAUUUGUUUUGAUUGUUUUUCUCAAAAGAGAAAUCAAAUGAGCAACCAAGGAGCAAUUAAGAGAUCUGGAGGAGAUGGGCUAAGCAGCUUCCCUGAUCAUUUACUAAGUCAUAUACUCUCUAAUCUUCCUACAAAGGAUGUUGUUACUACUAGCACUUUGUCCACAAGAUGGAUAAAUCUCUGGCAUUCAAUCCCUGUCUUGGAUAUAGAAAUUGAUGAUUUCGAUGAUUUCGAUGAUUUGCUCAGUUUCACCUCUUGGUUGCUAGAAUUCCAUAAGGACUCAAGCUUACACAAGCUCAAGUUUUCUUUUGAGACAGAAUUACGUGUUAGUAUGUGUAGAAUCACGGCGUGGCUCACAGAUGUAGUUAAGCGUAAAAUCCAACAUCUUGAAGUCAUGUCUGGUAUGGAUCAUAAGGUUGAUAUGGCGCCUAUGCCUGUAGUCCUUUACUUAUGUGAGACUUUGGUUUCACUGAGACUUCAUUGCGUGGUACUGAGCUAUUUCCAGUAUGUGUCUUUGCCUAAUCUCAAGAUGAUGCAUCUCGAAGAGAAUAUAUACAUGUGUGAAGAAACUCUGGAGAACUUAAUCUCAGCAUGCCCGAUUCUUGAAGAUUUAACUUUAGUUAGGAAAAGAGAUUAUAAUGAUGUUGAGGUUUUGCGGGUGCGCUCUCAGUCACUAAACAGUUUCAAACUCGUUGUUGAUAGACUGGAUUAUCUCGAAGGCUAUGUUUGGAAGGUUAUCAUUGAUGCUCCUAGACUCGCAUAUCUGAGGCUUGCAGAUCCUUUUUCAGUGAGUUUUGUGAUUAGCAAUUUGGGUUCAUCGGCAAAGGUGGAUAUUGAUGUCGGUUUCAAUGUGAAUAUUUGGAAUCUAGAUGACUCAUUCGAGAGAAGCGCUGUCUGUAAAUUACUCACCGGGCUCUCAAGCGUAAGGGGCAUGGCCAUAAGUGGAACAACUUUGAAGAUCAUCAGUCACUACCUGAAGCACGAACCAAUGCCUCAGUUCCAAAACAUGACGUGGUUACAAGCGGAAUUCUAUAUUUCUGAUUUGGGAAUGUUGCCAGGCGUUCUUGAGUGCUGUCCAAACCUCAAAUCCGUUGUCGUGAAGCUGAAAGAUGUAAUGGAAAGGGAGGAAAUAAGUUUCUCAUCGGUGCCAAAGUGUUUGCAAUCAAGCCUCGAGAAUGUUGAGAUAAGAUCCGAGACUGGAAAUGGAGUAGAGAUGAUACUAUCAAAAUACUUCCUUGAGAAUUCGCUAGUCCUCAAGAAGUUUAAGCUCUGCAAAAGAAUUUUUAGCAAGGAAGAUAAGUCUCUCAUCUUUAAGGAACAAGAGGCCCUCAUCAUUGAGGUACAAGAGUUUCUCAUCAUGAUGGAACUCGGGACAUUCAAGAGAGGUUCUAGUGCUUCUGAAGUCAACGUCGUUGCAUUUUAAUGAGGUUUGAGAGUUAUUGGAGACGUUUUUAAUUUUGAAAAGAACUUCAGUUUGGAUUUGGAUUUGGAUUUGGUUCAAUUUCAACUCUGUUGCACUACAUUUUGGAUUUGGUUCAGUUUCAACUCUGUUGCACUACAUUUUGGAUUUGGUUCAGUUUCAACUCUGUUGCACUACAUUUUGGAUUUGGAUUUGGAUUUGGAUUUGGUUCUGUUUUAAACCUGUUGCUCUA
This is a messenger RNA of Capsella rubella, 1660 nucleotides long. Its product is annotated as F-box/FBD/LRR-repeat protein At5g22660. Gene Ontology annotation, molecular function: protein binding. NCBI's taxonomy places the organism in Eukaryota, Viridiplantae, Streptophyta, Magnoliopsida, Brassicales, Brassicaceae. The record is from RefSeq and is a predicted model, not a curated record. The transcript is spliced from 3 exons. Bases 1 to 1431 code for a protein of 476 amino acids.